AUGGACUCUCUGCUUCAAGACCUACCCCGCUUGUCCGGAAUAAUCCCAGCAAUCCUCGUCCUAUUAAUCUUUGUAUUUUUCAAAUCGAUAUCAUCAAGCAAGCUCAAAACACCACCAGAACCCUUGGGAGCAUGGCCCAUCAUAGGUCACUUGCCCAUUCUAGCGAAAUCCAAGCUUCACCACAAGACCUUGGCAUCCCUGGCUGACCAGUGUGGACCCAUCUUCAACGUCCGGUGUGGGACGUUCCAGGCCCUAGUGGUGAGCGGUUCUGAGAUAGCCAAGGAGUGUUUCACCAAGAACGACAUCGCAGUGUCCACUCGACCACGAUACUUGGCCCAGGAGAUCCUGGGCUACUCCUAUGCCAUGUUCCCGUUCGCGCCUUAUGGCCCAUACUGGCGCCAGGUGAGGAAGAUGGCCACCUUGGAGCUGCUCUCGAGCCGGAGGGUAAAAUCGCUUCUCAACCCUAUCCAGGCCUCGGAAGCGGACGUGGCCAUUCAAGAGCUGCACAAGCUUUGGAUUGAGAGUAAGGACGAUUCAGGCCAUGUCAUCAUCGACUUGAGGCCGUGGUUUGCAAAGUUGACUCUGAAUGUGAUCCUGAGAAUCGUGGCCGGAAAGCGCUACCGUACAGCGGACGAGGAAGAGAAGCAACGGUGCCAAAAGGCGUUACGGGAGUUCUUCCACCUCUUUGGGGCGUUUUUACCGUCAGACGCUUUUCCUUUCCUGAGGUGGCUCGACUUAGGUGGACGUGAGAAGGCCAUGAAGAGGACUGCAGAAGAACUAGACGAAAUUAUGGGUGGUUGGUUAGAGGAUCACAAGAGGGAUAAUAAGAAUUUGGGUGAGACCAAUGGAAGUGGAGAUUUCAUGGACGUCAUGCUUUCGGUCCUUAACGAUGAUGAAAUUGGAGGUUAUGAUGCUGAUACGAUUAUAAAAGCUACAUGCUUGGCGAUGAUCGCAGGCGGCAGUGAUACCUCGAUGGUUACCCUGACGUGGGCAAUCUCACUGUUGCUCAACAACCUUCACAGCCUGAAGAAAGCUCAAAAAGAGCUGGACGCUCAGAUCGGCAAGCAAAGGCAUGUGAAAGAAGGGGACAUCGCCAGCCUAACUUAUCUUCAAGCCAUAGUGAAGGAGACCCUCCGGUUACAUCCGGCGGCCCCACUCUCAGGGCCACGCCAAUUCACUGAGGAUUGCACUGUCGGCGAGUACCACGUGCCCAAAGGCACAUGGUUGAUCUUGAACAUCUGGAAAAUCCAAACCGACCCCAGGACAUGGCCUGAUCCAUUGGAGUUUAGGCCCGAGAGGUUCUUGAGCAGCCACAAAGAUGUUGAUGUGAAGGACUCCAACAUUGCACUCCUCCCGUUUGGAGGCGGCAGGCGAAUAUGCCCCGGAAUAUCUUUCGGACUGGAGAUGGUGCACUUUCUUCUAGCUAAGUUCUUACAUGCAUUCGAGAUAUCAACCGUGGACAACUCACCAGUGGAUAUGUCCGAGAUCUUCGGACCAACUAUACUAAAAGCGACCCCAUUGGAGGUUAUGCUCAAGCCAAGAUUAACUCGGGAGCUCUACUAG
Molecule: messenger RNA, 1563 nt
Organism: Eucalyptus grandis
Lineage: Eukaryota; Viridiplantae; Streptophyta; Magnoliopsida; Myrtales; Myrtaceae
Product: cytochrome P450 CYP82D47
Exons: 3
Coding region: 1-1563 (520 amino acids)
Biological process (GO): defense response to other organism
Molecular function (GO): iron ion binding; oxidoreductase activity, acting on paired donors, with incorporation or reduction of molecular oxygen; monooxygenase activity
Source: RefSeq, a predicted model, not a curated record